CGCUUUCCGAAUAAUAACUCGUUGUGUCCCGCUUGUGCAGCCCGUUUCCUGCGACGCGAUGGUCCUGGCCAAAAGUCCGCCACAGCCCUGAGAGAGUCAUAACCCUCCAUUUCCUUUCUUAGCCUCGGCUGCUCCCACUGUGCAUUCCGCCUUUCACCCGCAUUAUAGCACUCACCCCUUUUCUACCCUGAGCGUGAGAAAAUGGAAAAAGGUUGCAAUAUUAUCUAAUGUUCCAUCUAUUCGUUACCCUACCAGCCAAGGCCGUGAUGACAGAAACUUUGGGACAAAAUUAGGUCGGCGCCGUCGUAUACCCCGCACCCAUUGGAGUAUUAUCACAAGAAAAGAGAGAGAAAGAAAUGGAUCUGCGGAUUCCAGAUACUAUCGCCUUCGCGGAAGAGGUCGCUGUCGGCUUCACACAGUUUCGUGCUCAUCUUCCAGAAUACAGUGCAGAGAUUACAAAUUUGAUCGCCAACCUUUAUGCCACCAGCGCAACCCUCACAUCCCUGGAAGGACUAACCAGACAAUUUCCUCGUAACUAUGCUCGUAUUAAACCGGAUUUGCAAUUGCUGCUUGCCAGCCUGUGCUACACGCUGGAUGAGAUAACAACAUCCUUUAAGAAGCUCGACAGGAAGCGUCUGGACAGCUAUCGAUAUGUGUGGCUUGAUUUGGACUCAUACUUCCGUGAAGAAAGUAGCUAUACGUUGAAGAGACGGCUUACCAGAUAUAAAAUGUUCCUACAAGAGCUAGAAGAUAUGAUGCAAAAUAAGGCGCCAAAUGCUCACUUCAUGGCUGAACUGCGUAGCAGUUUGACCACACUUCUGUCUGAGCAAGAUGGCCGUCUGGCAGCACGUCUGGCAGGUUUCUCGAUCGGUCGACCAGACUCUUCUGUAAGUAGCAGCCUGGAUCCUGGAAGUCCUAUAGAGCACCAUGGCCCUGGGAAACGUCGGUCGUAUGAACGAGCACGACCCGGUGUUGGCCCAUCUCAUUUCCCACCGAUUUCUCCGACAUCAUCAUCUCAAGGGGCCGCCCCGCCAUGGGUGCCUGAGGUGCCAAGUUCACCGACGUCGACGACUACAGCAACAACGAUGUCUAACCUCUCAUCGGCGGUUUUGAAUGAUCACUGGGCAAGGGAUAUCUUUGCGGAUGACACUUUUAGCACCCCGAUUCCUGCUGAUGGUGAGAGUUCAAAAUGCCUCGGCGAAGAUGUAGAGGAUAUUAAAGAGUGGCUCCAUACCGAGGGGUUUGAUGAGGUGGCCUAUCUGUCUUUCAAUGAAGAUAGCUCCAAUCUUUCCGUCUCUUUCUACGUUAGAGAGGAUGAUAACCGCGCACGAAUACUGUGCAAGGUGCAGAGAACUAGACGCUCGAGUAAAUACUGCUGUCUUCCUCUUAACAUGCUGGAAGUGAGACGAGUUGGGUCGUGUUUGCAAUUUUGUCGAAGACGAAACUCUGGAACAAAGCUGAUUCCAUGGCUCAAUCUAAAUUUUCGCACCAUCGAGAAGAUGGUGACUUUUUUCUGUACCUUUCUCGCAUUGCGGUCGCAAGAUUCCCGUCGACAAGUGCAUAACCUUCGGGAUUACGAGCUACACGCUGAAAAGGAGAAAUUCGGAGGCCUUAUCGUUGAUGACAGUUAUCUUCACGCUUUACGUAUUUACAAAGACCGCAUUUCUGGCUCCAUCAGAUUACAGGCGUCUAUCCACCAAGGCGAAAUGGAAAGAGCGCCUGUAUGGACGGCUUUUAUAACACCAUAUAUCGAAUCUUCGUUCUGGGCUCGUCGAAUUGGCAAGAGGGUCGUUCUACGCGACUUACGAAGGAUUAUUCUUUACCCCGAAUACACUCCACCGAGAACAUCUCGUGGUGAACAUAUUUUGAAGUUCACAUCCGAAGCUGAUGCCGAAGACUUUAUUGCGGUCAUCGAUAAGCUCGCUUUGACUGAUUAAUCACCGUCUCGUCGGAUACAUGCACUUCAACGAAAACAAAAUAAUCUUCGAAUUGUUUAAUCCCAAUAUUACGUUAAAACGACCAGUAAUGAAUCAUGAGAUAUGAUACUACGAUUGAUACCCUGCUUUUUCUGAUGUUGUGGAUUUUUUUCCCUAUAUUCACGACUUUAUAGUCAAGGAUGGCCUAGUUACUAUAAUUUACU
Molecule: messenger RNA, 2140 nt
Organism: Talaromyces proteolyticus
Lineage: Eukaryota; Fungi; Ascomycota; Eurotiomycetes; Eurotiales; Trichocomaceae
Exons: 8
Coding region: 357-1937 (526 amino acids)
Source: RefSeq, a predicted model, not a curated record